Athalia rosae (coleseed sawfly) is the source of this 2491-nucleotide messenger RNA. RefSeq names its product nucleolar protein 10 (gene l(2)34Fd). The transcript has 10 exons. The coding region runs from base 315 to 2423 and encodes 702 amino acids. Gene Ontology annotation, biological process: maturation of SSU-rRNA from tricistronic rRNA transcript (SSU-rRNA, 5.8S rRNA, LSU-rRNA). The record is from RefSeq and is a predicted model, not a curated record. Gene Ontology annotation, cellular component: nucleus; 90S preribosome; small-subunit processome. Lineage: Eukaryota; Metazoa; Arthropoda; Insecta; Hymenoptera; Athaliidae. Gene Ontology annotation, molecular function: protein binding.
GUUUUUUCUGUAAGAAACGACAAUCCAUCCCCUAAAUAAUAUCUAGAGAUCGCUAAAUAUUUCUUUCGUGUUUCACUUCUGCAAGGAGCUGCUGAAGUGAUUAUUUUCGCAAUCUCUUACUACAGCAUCUCAACAGUUGUCAUCUCCAGAUGACAAAGAUUACAAACUUGCGUCCUCGAGACUCGGUUUUUUGAAUCGUGCUUCGGCAAGCACAUGUCAAAUAUUUAAGGUUAGGUUUGGCGUAAAUAAAUGUGAUGUGCUCCGCAUGUGUACGCGAUUUCUUUUAGUUUAGAUUUUAUCUGAAAUCGUAAAAAAUGCAGGUCUCUGAUCCCAAUAAUAUUAAAAUAUACAAUCUCAGCGCUGGAAAAUCACUUCCCGAGUGGUUAUCUGAAAGAAAAAGAAGGAGUCUAUUGAAGAAAAAUGUUGAUAUCAGGAGACGGAUUGAACUUAUUCAGGAUUUUGAUAUGCCUGGAGUUAGUACGAAUAUCAAGGUUUCCAGGGAUGGGCAGUACAUCUUAGCUACAGGAAUAUACAAACCAAGAGUAAAAUGCUUUGACGUCAAUAAUUUGUCACUGAAAUUUGAGCGAUGUUUCGACUCCGAAGUUGUAACGUUUGAAAUAUUAUCCGAUGACUACAGCAAAGUAGUAUUUUUGCACUGUGACCGUUAUGUUGAAUUUCAUUCAGCUCAAGGAAAAUACUAUAGGCUUAGGAUACCUCGUUUUGGAAGAGACAUGCAGUACCAUUAUCCAUCCUGUGAUUUAUUUAUUGCUGGAGCUAGCAAUGAAAUCUAUCGGCUGAAUCUAGAAAGGGGGCAGUUUUUACAAUCACUAGUUACAGAGGCAUCAGGCAUAAAUAGAUGCACCAUAAACCCCGUUCAUCAUUCACUUGUCGUCGGAACUCAAGAGGGGAGAGUUGAGGCUUGGGAUCCACGGACAAGAGACAGAGUCGGGACACUGGACUGUGCUUUUCAUUGUGUGACAGAAAAUUCUCAGCUCGAAGGAUUUCCUUCGAUCACGGCCCUCAAGUUUCAGGGGGCAUUGACAUUGGGUGUAGGUACAGCUACCGGGCAAGUAUUGUUGUAUGAUAUCAGGUCCAAUAAACCAUUGUUGGUAAAAGAUCACAUGUAUGGACUGCCAAUAAGAGAUAUAGAGUUUCAUAAUCAGAUGGAUUUAAUUUAUUCAAUGGACAGUUCAGUUGUGAAAAUUUGGGAGAAAGGAACGGGUAAAUUGUAUACUUCGAUAGAGACGCAGUCUGACUUUAACAACCUCUGCGUGGUUCCGAAUACGGGAAUGUUGUUUAUUGCAAACGAAAAUACAAAGAUGCAGACCUAUUACAUACCUAGUUUGGGUCCAGCGCCGAGGUGGUGUAGUUUCCUCGAUAACCUUACCGAAGAACUGGAAGAGUCCAAUUUCGACACAGUUUACGAUGACUAUAAAUUCGUCACAGAGAAAGAGCUAGACGAAUUUGGACUAUCACAUCUGAAAGGCACAAAUUUACUGAGAGCAUAUAUGCACGGAUAUUUCAUGGAUGCUAGACUCUACAGAAAAGCUAGAGAUGUUGCACAGCCGUUUGCAUUCGAUGAUUAUAAGAAGAAGAAAAUCCGACAGAAGAUUGAAGAAGAACGUGUCAACAGGGUACAGGUUCAAAAACUACCUACUGUUAAUAAGGACCUAGCUAUGAAACUGCUGGAUAAUGAAACAGAUAAUAAUGCAAAGAAAAAGAAGAAGGCAACGCCUAAUCUCCUGAAAGAUAAUCGUUUUAAGGCUCUAUUUGAUAACCCAGAUUUCGAAGUUGACCGGAACGCAGAGGAGUUCCGUUUACUGAAUCCUGUAAUAUCGCAGCUGGACAAAUCCAGACGGAUAGAAUUGAAAAAGAAACUAGACAUGCAAGCUAAGCUAGAUGCGACCAGAGAGGAGGAGGAAGCUUUAGAAGGUAAACCGAGUUCGGAAGAAAGUUCUUCCAACGAAGACAGUUCAGAUGAUGAAAAACACUGGGCAAAAGAAGUCCAGAAGCAGCACAAAUUAAUAAAAAGAGAGACGAGGUAUAGAGAAUGGGAAGAAGAAAAAGCACAGAAAAUGGAAAAUAAUGUAGGGGAAACAGGGGAGUCAUCCAAAAUCAAUUCAACUAAGUUUUUCGAACUCAAAGAAGGCGUAGAGUACAAGGGUAUUAGAGCUAUCAAAAAGAAACAAAAUAGAGUGAGCCUUGGUCAGAGAUUGCAUGACGAAGAAACGAAUAACGUCAGGAUGCUCGGCUCGUUGGGAAAUCGAGAAAUGACCUUCAGUACCAAAAAGAUAAAAAGGUCUGGAUAUUCAGAAGAACAAAUUAAAAAACACAGAGAAGAACGUAAACGACUUUCUAGACCGGCAGGUAAAAUUGGUAGUAAACUGAAGCCGAAAUUUUGGAAUGGCAAAAGGGUUGUAUGACAGAAUAUUACAGAUAUCAACAAAGAAAACAAUUUGUAUACUCACUUGUAAAUAAAUCAAUCAAAAUA